AGGAUUUGAUGGACUCCAGGCUGGGGAUCUUCCUUCUAGGGUCUCCACCACCCACUAUCACCUGGGAGUGAACCUGAUCUUCAGGGCUCUGCGAGUCCGACCUGGGCGGGGUGGGGGUGACUUUGGCUGACCAAACAGAGACAGGCAGACCCAAACAGGCUGUGGCCAAAAACAUCCCAUGUUUCGGUCGUGGCCCUGAAACAUGAACUAGGACAUGGUUCCAGCCUAGAGGGUCAAGGAGGCACAGCACUAACAGGGAAGGACACAGGCUGCUGUCAGGACACACACCCAAGGCGAGAACACUGCUGACGUGGCAGCCCUCCGCCCCAGCCCCUUACUGCCCCCCGCCCCUCUCCCCCGCCUGCCAGCUGCCAACAGGGCUCUGCCCAGUGUCUGCCACACCUGUCACUGUCUGUCCUUGUCCAGGGGGAGCCCCAUCAGCCCCUCCUCAGCUGCCCAGCAGAGCAAGCGGUUAGUGGGGAGGGGAGGGAACAUGGAGCGGGGGCCGGCGGUGGGGGCAGGGCGGGGGGCCGGGGCCCAGACCUGGGCACUGCUGGGCUGCUUGGUCAGGGUGCUGCUCUGGGUGGCCUCUGCUUUGCUCUACUUUGGAAGCGAACAGGCUGCCCACCUCCUGGGCAGCCCCUGCUUACGGCGCCUCUACCAUGCCUGGCUGGCAGCAGUGGUCAUCUUCGGGCCCCUUCUGCAGUUCCAUGUCAACCCUCGGACCAUCUUUGCCAGCCAUGGCAACUUCUUCAACAUAAAGUUUGUGAAUUCAGCAUGGGGCUGGACGUGCACCUUCCUGGGGGGCUUCGUGUUGCUGGUGGUGUUCCUGGCUACACGGCGAGUGGCAGUGACUGCCCGGCACCUGAGCCGCUUGGUGGUUGGGGCAGCUGUGUGGCGGGGUGCUGGCCGGGCCUUCCUGCUCAUCGAGGACCUGACAGGCUCCUGCUUCGAGCCUCUGCCCCAGGGCCUGCUGCUCCGCGAGCUGCCGGACCGCCGCAGCUGCCUGGCGGCUGGCCACCAGUGGCGGGGCUACACCGUCUCCUCCCACACCUUCCUGCUCACCUUCUGCUGCCUGCUCAUGGCCGAGGAAGCAGCAGUGUUCGCCAAGUACCUGGCCCACGGGCUGCCCGCCGGCGCACCCCUGCGCCUUGUCUUCCUGCUCAACGUGCUGCUGCUGGGCCUCUGGAACUUCUUGCUGCUCUGCACCGUCAUCUAUUUCCACCAAUAUACUCACAAGGUGGUGGGCGCCGCGGUGGGGACCUUUGCCUGGUACCUCACCUACGGCAGCUGGUAUCAUCAGCCCUGGUCUCCGGGGAUCCCGGGCCAUGGGCUCUUCCCUCACCCUCACUCCAGCCACAAGCAUAACUGAAAGAAAUAAAGGCACUUUAGGCCUGGC
Molecule: messenger RNA, 1399 nt
Organism: Lipotes vexillifer (Yangtze River dolphin)
Lineage: Eukaryota; Metazoa; Chordata; Mammalia; Artiodactyla; Lipotidae
Gene: FITM1
Product: fat storage inducing transmembrane protein 1
Exons: 2
Coding region: 494-1372 (292 amino acids)
Biological process (GO): lipid storage; phospholipid biosynthetic process; lipid droplet organization
Cellular component (GO): endoplasmic reticulum membrane
Molecular function (GO): coenzyme A diphosphatase activity
Source: RefSeq, a predicted model, not a curated record